UGAGCCGAGUGACGCGCGUCAGACACAGCUCGAGAACCGGGCUAUAUAUUGUCGGUACCUCCUACCUACUGCAACGAUUCUUCGAGCUUUCAACGGACUCGCCUUUCGUCUCUGCUGUCCGGUCCGCAAUCAUGCAGCUCCUCCGUCUCCGCCUGCUAAUACUGGGGCUGAUCCACCUGCACCCUCUCUCCAGCACCCACAUCCCGCACUCCGCCCCGAUCCAGCGUCCUCUAUCCUCCAUCUCCGCAUCACCAUCCCCCUUCAACCCCUCCUUCAUCUUCAGCUCCGUGCACGGGCUUCUACGGCAGCUGCCGAACACGUUCUCGCCGAACGGCUUCUCGAUCGCCGCGGGCACGGUGCCGGCAUACACAAACCUGUACCACGCGCGCAAGGACGCGGGCGACAUUCCCAAGGUAGAGUGGGUCGCUUUCGACGCAGAGAUGUCCUACGGGAUCAUGGGCGGCCGCGGCGGCGAGACUUGGCUGCACACGUUUGUCACCACGCGCGACGUGCGUGUCCUUGUGUUCGACGGGAUGAGCGCUGCGCUGAGAGAGAGCGGAACGCUGGAUGCGCAGGCGGUUUUUUUGCAUGGUGGGGUGAAUGGGAGUGAGCUGAGAGAUGGGAAUGGCCCAGGGAGGUAUGGCUCGCCGGUGAGGGAUGAGUACGAAAGGGCGGAGGGGCUGUGUAAGUGGGCACGGGAAUUGCCCGGGGCACGCAUAGAGGGCUUCGUCAGGAUGAAUACCGGGUUCGAGAUGAUUUGGUGCGACUUUGAGGACAGCGAUAGCUGGAAGCUCGUCUCGAAGUUGAAUGUCACUGCGCCGGCUGGGCAGAGCCAGCACGGGGGUGCAGGUGUGGAUAUGGAUAUGGAUAUGUUUGCACCGGAAGAACUGCCCACUCCACCGCCCGGUGGUCCCGGAUACGGACCUGGCCCACCAGACGGCCCACCCGACGGCCCCGAUGGCCCCGGCAGUGGCGGCUUCAAAAUGCCAUGGGCCGGCGCUUCAGGCUGGGAAUGGAUCCGCUCAGCGACAUGGCACUACGUUGUGCCCGAACUGCGCGUGAUCCCAGACCUCUGCCGGUUCUUUACGUUCUACGACCCAUCAUUCGCCUCGUUCCCGCACGACCUGCGCACGCCAAAAGAUUCCUCGCACCGGCUGGUGAACGUGACGCGCGAUGACGCGGCCGCGUUCCGCUCCCGCAUCGGUAAGAGUCUGCUCGCCACACACGAGCCGUGCUCGCAACUCGACUGGCGCCGCGUCGCGGGUGAUGUCAUGGAUCGAUACGGAGGCAGGAUUAGGGAGCUGCAGAUCGUCCUUGCCAGUGAUGGUAAUGCUACGGAGAGGGCGGCUGACGCCGCGAAACUCGCGUUCGCCGCGGUAAUGCCGUUUGUGGCUGAGUCGCAGAGGGACGGCGCACAGGAGAGGUGCGCACUGGCUUACACUGAGGCCAUACCCGCCGAUGCCCUGUCGCCGCAGGAGGUGCUCCUCCGCGAUGCUGUCGAGGCGGUGGUGGGAAGGAUCUGCAGGACUUUCCUGGAUGUUUAUUUUGGAUACCUGGAGGAUGGUGGGCGCAAGAAGCAAACCGGGAAGUGGAGAAAGGAUGUGGAUGAGCUGGUAACGUGGCUGGAUUGGGACAUGUGGCGCAGGUGCGAGGGCGGCUGCGCUUGGGGCGAGCUGUGUGCCCUCGCGCUGUGGCCGGUGUUGGGGCUGAUGGAUGAGAGGGAUUGGAAGCAGCCCAGGUGUGUUAAUAGCUCGGUGGUAGAGAACGGAAGAGGUAGAAGGCCGCGGUAUCCUGGCGGUGGUGGCGAUGGUGGUGGUGGACACGACGGGCCGGGUGGUGGUAAGCGACCCAGGCGGGCGCUCAAAGAAUACAUAGAGGUGUAGAACUCAUAUCGCAGUUACAUAGAAUCUCAAUAUACCCGAUACAUACUGCCG
Messenger RNA from Tricharina praecox, 1934 nucleotides. RefSeq lists its product as uncharacterized. The record is from RefSeq and is a predicted model, not a curated record. NCBI's taxonomy places the organism in Eukaryota, Fungi, Ascomycota, Pezizomycetes, Pezizales, Pyronemataceae. The coding region runs from base 132 to 1883 and encodes 583 amino acids. The transcript has a single exon.